AACGAAACGAAACGAAUCAACGAAACAACACUGAAAACGUUUUCUUUCUUGGCAUUCAAAAGGUAACUACGACCGCAAGAAAUGGCAGGAAAUAUUGAGCAACACAUACAGAACACUUUACUUCAAGCUACCAAGGUAGUGGAGGAGCAAGUGGAUUCAGAGCUUGAGAAACUCGAUCGUAUGACCAGUGAUGAAAUGGAAGAACUUCGCGAGAAACGGUUGGAGCAGCUGAAAAAGUACGAAGAACAAAAACGGGAGUGGCUUCACAAAGGGCACGGCCAAUACAACGAAGUUGCCAGUGACAAAGAGUUCUUUGCUGAAGCAAAGGACAGUCCAAGGCUAGUGUGUCACUUUUACCGUGACAGCACAUUUCGUUGUAAAAUCGUCGACAAGCAUUUGUCCAUCUUGGCGCCUAAACAUAUCGAGACAAAAUUUCUCAAAGUGAACGCAGAGCGCUGCCGUUUCCUCGUCCAAAAAAGAGACGUUCGUGUCCUCCCGACUAUUGAGUUGUUUAAAGAUGGGAAAUUUGUCGAUCGCAUUGUAGGCUUUGAUGAUUUGGGUGGAAAAGAUGAUUUCAGUACUGAGAUGAUGGAAUGGAGAAUUGCCCAAUCUGGUGUAAUAAAUUACAGUGGAGAUCUCAGUGUACGACCGGAUCAAGCCACCAAGAAAAGUACCACCACGAUACUGAAGAAAUCCAUUAGAAGCCGCAGAGAUUUAGAUGAUGACGAAGAUUCGGAAGAUGAUGACUAAACUGCAUGACAUGCCGUCAUAGAUCAUUAUAUGCUCGCUACAAAGACAUAUUUAAAUUAACCCAAGUUGAGUGUGAACUUUUUAACAGUCUAUCAUAGGAAUAUGAAGAGAGGCACAAGGAAAACAUUUGAACCAACAGUUCACAGUACCCAUUCCCCUUCCCCUUUCCUGGGCAGUUGUGACUCCCAUGUAAUAAGGACAGGAAAACUCAUCUUGAACAAUCAAAUUCUGCAAUUUCUUGCCCUUUUCAAGACAACAAGCAUCCCUGUCAUAUUUACAAGAGAGUUCCCUGCAGUAAACAGUACCAUGGUGAGGACAGGAUUUCUACCAGCAGAUUAAUCUUAGUUUCACACUUAUAAGUGGACAGUGAAUGACGUUUAUUAACCUCCCUCACCCAAGAAAAAUAUUCCUCCAGAAAAGCUACCGUUGUCCCCCCCUCACCCUCCCUGGGAUGCCUAGUGGCCAGUUCCGGCUCAAAUUGGCUUUAUUUUAUGACACAGCUCACUUUUACUUGAUCAAAAGAAGACUUCCUUUGGCAAAAGCAUGUCUGAAAUGUUUAUAGUUUUCAAUUUAAACAAACUGGACAAAAAUUACCGUGCAACAUCCACGUUUUGAGCUCAAAACGAGCAAAACUCCCGAUUUUUGCCUGGGUAAGGUUCAGCGAAUGUGUACCACAGUUUAUACCCAUUCUUUGCAGAGAAAACAUUCAUUCAUUUUCAAAAUGGUGGCAGCUUAGUCGGCAUUACAAAUCCUGUGAGUCUUGCCCUGGGGAUCGUGCUAAAAAAGUGAAACAUUUAUCUAGUCCCCCCAUCCUGGGCUAAAAUUUGCCAACAAAACUCACCAAAUCCUCCGCUUGGCUGGCAUACAUUCCCAGGGUCAGGGUCAAUGCAUUAUUGAUAGACAAAUCCCUUAGUCAACUUUCAAAGUUGAUAGAAAUCAAGAAUGUGCUAUAGAACAAUUAUUUUUUGCAAAUGUAAGAGAGCUUUUAAGUGAUUUAUCAAGCUAAGUGUCAAGUGGUGUAAGGCAGGCUUUGCUCAACUCGCCAUGAAUCUGCUGAUUGAUAGCCAGUGGAUACGCAAAUCAGAAUGUAAGAUUUGCAACAGCAUACUACAGUUGAACCUCUAUAUAGGACCACCUAUUCAAAACACUGAAAGUUUCCCAAUAAAAGCCCUAUAAAAAUAUUAGAACCUCUAGUAAAUGAUCAGUGCAACAUGAAACUGCACAUAUCACAACUUAAAAAUUGCAUGCAAGAAACUCUCUUACAAAAAGUAGAUUUGUCAGUUUCUCUUCUCAGAAGAGACACAUGUGGGUCAAUACUAGUAAGCGACCACUAAAUCUCUGCAUUUUGGUUGGUCACUUACAGGAAGUUCAACUGUAGAAAUUUUCGAGAAGAACAUGAUGCUUUUUUAUUUUUUAAAAUACAUGUUUUGAUGUCUCUUCACCAG
Molecule: messenger RNA, 2195 nt
Organism: Porites lobata
Lineage: Eukaryota; Metazoa; Cnidaria; Anthozoa; Scleractinia; Poritidae
Source: the annotation of a GenBank genome assembly